Messenger RNA from Sinocyclocheilus rhinocerous, 2066 nucleotides. RefSeq names its product calpain-2 catalytic subunit-like. Gene Ontology annotation, biological process: proteolysis. Gene Ontology annotation, cellular component: cytoplasm. Gene Ontology annotation, molecular function: calcium ion binding; calcium-dependent cysteine-type endopeptidase activity. The coding region runs from base 36 to 2066 and encodes 676 amino acids. Lineage: Eukaryota; Metazoa; Chordata; Actinopteri; Cypriniformes; Cyprinidae. The transcript is spliced from 20 exons. The record is from RefSeq and is a predicted model, not a curated record.
CAGCUGCAAAGGAGCACAGGGCAAAAAGUCAGAAAAUGUCCGGCGUGGCAUCCACACUCGCCAAGAAGAGAGCCGUGGCGGCUGGCUUUGGAACGAACGCCAAUGCGGUGAAGUACCUGAACCAGAACUUUGAGAGUCUGAGAAGUGAGUGUCUGAGCCGUGGGCAGCUUUUCUGCGACCCAACGUUCCCAGCCGCUCCCGAAUCUCUGGGCUUCAACGAACUCGGUCCACGAUCGCCAAAAACCAGAGGUGUUGUGUGGAAAAGACCCGGGGAACUGACCUCCAAUCCUGAGUUUAUUGUUGGAGGGGCUACAAGAACAGAUAUUUGCCAAGGAGGUUUAGGUGAUUGCUGGCUCUUAGCGGCCAUUGCUUCCUUAACACUCAAUGAAGACGUUUUUGCUCGUGUCGUACCAUCCAACCAGGGCUUUGGGCAAAACUAUGCUGGAAUUUUCCACUUUCAGUUGUGGCAGUUUGGGGAAUGGGUGGAUGUGGUGGUGGACGAUCGAUUGGCCACUCAAGAUGGAGAACUGCUGUUUGUUCAUUCCGCCACAGGCUCUGAGUUCUGGAGCGCCCUGCUGGAGAAGGCCUAUGCUAAAGUGAAUGGAUGUUAUGAAGCACUGUCUGGAGGUUCCACCACAGAAGGUUUUGAGGAUUUCACUGGUGGGAUUGCAGAAAUAUACGAGUUGAAACACGCCCCGUCCAACAUUUUCCAAAUCAUCAGGAAGGCCCUGGAAUCUGGAGCUCUGUUGGGAUGCUCCAUAGAUAUCACCAAUGCAGCAGACUCUGAGGCCAUCACUUAUCAGAAGCUUGUGAAAGGACAUGCCUACUCUCUUACUGGAUUAAUCGAGGUUAAUUACCAAGGCCGAAAGGAGAAGCUGGUCAGAGUUCGUAAUCCUUGGGGUCAGGUGGAAUGGACGGGGGCCUGGAGUGACAACUCUUCUGAGUGGAAUGCUGUCGAUUCGUCUGAACGUGAGAAUGUGAAAGCAGAAGAUGGAGAGUUCUGGAUGUCAUUCUCAGAUUUUGUGAGGCAAUAUUCUCGCAUAGAGAUCUGCACUCUGACCCCAGAUACGCUGACGUCUGACUCUGUCAAUCACUGGAGUGCAUGUAAAUUUGAUGGCACCUGGAGAAGAGGCUCUACGGCUGGUGGAUGCAGGAACAAUCCAUACACCUUCUGGAUGAAUCCUCAGUUUAAGAUCAAAUUGGAGGAGGAAGAUGAUGAUCCUGAUGAUGAUGAAGUGGGCUGCAGUGUUGUGAUUGGCUUGAUCCAAAAGAACCGGCGUAGGCUGAGGAAGUCUGGAGAGGACAUGCACACCAUUGGCUAUGCCAUCUAUGAGGUGCCUCCUCAGUUCCACGGGCAAAAGGACAUUCAUCUGGAUAAGAACUAUUUCCUGACCCAUGCUCAGAAAGCUCGAUCAGAGACCUUUAUCAACCUUAGAGAAGUCAGCACCCGCUUCAAACUUCCUCCUGGAGAAUAUCUCAUCGUCCCAUCCACAUUCGAACCGCACAAGAACGGAGACUUCUGUGUGCGUGUGUUCUCUGAGAAACAGUCUGAGAUGCAACAAUGUGAUGACCCUGUAGAGGCAAACAUAGAAGAUGAGGCAGUGUCUGAAGAUGAGGUUGAUGCUGGCUUUAGGGGACUGUUUACUAAACUUGCAGGAGAUGACAUGGAGAUCUCUGCCACUGAGCUGCGAACAAUUUUCAACAAAAUAGUCGCAAAAAGAACAGAUAUUAAGACAGAUGGUUUCAGUUUGGAAACAUGUAGGGUCAUGGUGAACCUCAUGGAUGAAAGUGGCAAUGGUAAGCUAGGGUUAGCUGAGUUUGCCACUAUUUGGAAGAAAAUUCAAAAGUAUCUGGUCAUUUAUAAGAAGAAUGACAUGGAUGGGUCCGGCUGUAUGAGUACACCAGAGAUGCGAAUGGCUUUAAAGCAAGCAGGAUUCUCUCUGAAUGACUGCAUUCAUCAGAAUCUGGCUGCACGCUAUGGAGACGCAGACAUGAAGAUCGACUUUGAUAACUUUGUGUCCUGUGUGAUGCGCCUGGAGAUGAUGUUCAAGUGUAUGGUCUUCUGA